Malassezia restricta is the source of this 711-nucleotide messenger RNA. Its product is annotated as 2,5-diamino-6-(ribosylamino)-4(3H)-pyrimidinone 5'-phosphate reductase. Gene Ontology annotation, biological process: riboflavin biosynthetic process. Lineage: Eukaryota; Fungi; Basidiomycota; Malasseziomycetes; Malasseziales; Malasseziaceae. The transcript has a single exon. Gene Ontology annotation, molecular function: 5-amino-6-(5-phosphoribosylamino)uracil reductase activity. The coding region runs from base 1 to 711 and encodes 236 amino acids. The record is from RefSeq and is a predicted model, not a curated record.
AUGGAGGCGUUGCUGGCGGCGCACCAGCCACGCCGGGACGAGCGCCGCGUAUGGGUCACCCUUACGUUUGCGCAGUCGAGCGACGGCAAGAUUGCCGGGCCUGGAAAGACGCCCCUGCGGCUCAGUGGUGCGGACAGCAUGGUCAUGACGCAUCGUCUUCGUGCUCUGCACGAGGGCAUCCUCGUCGGCAUCGGCACCGUGCUCGUCGACAAUCCGCGCCUGGACGUGCGCCUCGAUGCGUACCACGGCCCAUCGCCGCGUCCGAUCGUGCUGGAUCGACAUCUCCGCAUGCCCGUGACGUGCCGUCUCCUCCAGCGCGAUCCGCCCGCCCGCCCGCUCGUGCUGUGUGCCGAGCCGACGGCCUCUCGCGACGCCUGGGAGGCGAGACGACGAGCGCUCGAAGCGGCGGGCGCGCACGUCCGCGCAGUCGAUGUCGACGGCCCCCAUCUCGCGUGGCCCUCCAUCCUAUCCAUCCUGGCGCAGGAGCGCAUCCGAUCCGUCAUGAUCGAGGGCGGCGCCUCCGUCAUCAACAGCGUGCUCUCUUCGCACGCCGUCGUGCACAAGGUCGUGGUCACUGUCUCGCCCAGCCAUGUCGGCGAGGCAGGCUAUGGGUAUGCUGCAUCGGCGCUGUGGAAUGCUCCGCAGCUGCACCAGGUCGCCACGCUCAGGCUGGGACCCGAUACCAUUGUGGUGUGGGACACCACAGCCUAA